AUGAAUGAGAGUUGGAAGCCUGAGGAUCAUAUCCCAGACAAUGUUAAGAAAGCUUUAGCAGGUACCAAAAACUCUAAUUAUGUUAUUGCACUGCUGAACAUUGUGCAGCAACUGAAGAUUCAAAAAAGAACCGGUUGGGUUGACCAUAAGGUGAAGGACCCCGAGAGUAUUUCGGAUCACAUGUACAGAAUGGGCAUAACUUCCAUGUUGAUUACCAAUCCUGAUAUUAAUAGAGAUAAGUGUGUGCGAAUCUCAUUGGUACACGACCUGGCUGAGUCCUUAGUUGGAGACAUCACACCAAAUGAUCCUAUGACAAAGGAAGAGAAACAUAGAAGAGAGUAUGACACUAUUAAAUACCUAUGUGAUAAAAUCAUAGCACCUUUCAAUUCUAAAGCAGCAAAGGAGAUAUUAGAGGACUGGUUAGCGUACGAAAAUGUAUCUUCCCCAGAAGCACGCUAUGUCAAGGAUAUAGAUAAGUUCGAAAUGCUGGUACAAUGUUUUGAAUAUGAGCAAUCAAAUAACAUAAGAUUGGACCAGUUCUGGUCUGCUAAGGAUGCAAUUAAAACCCCCGAAGUAUCCGAAUGGUGCAAUGAUCUGAUCAAAAUGCGUGAGGAAUACUUCUCAUCAUAA
This is a messenger RNA of Nakaseomyces glabratus, 630 nucleotides long. It is a transcript of the gene YGK1, whose product is annotated as 5'-deoxynucleotidase. Gene Ontology annotation, cellular component: cytoplasm. NCBI's taxonomy places the organism in Eukaryota, Fungi, Ascomycota, Saccharomycetes, Saccharomycetales, Saccharomycetaceae. Gene Ontology annotation, molecular function: 5'-deoxynucleotidase activity. The record is from RefSeq and is a predicted model, not a curated record.